Lingula anatina is the source of this 1905-nucleotide messenger RNA. RefSeq names its product E3 ubiquitin-protein ligase TRIM56-like. NCBI's taxonomy places the organism in Eukaryota, Metazoa, Brachiopoda, Lingulata, Lingulida, Lingulidae. Gene Ontology annotation, molecular function: zinc ion binding; protein binding. The record is from RefSeq and is a predicted model, not a curated record.
UCCAACAGAUGCAGAGCAAAGAGUACCAAAAAGAGAUCCAAGAGCAGCAAAAGAUUUUCUGCCCAGAGCACAAAGAUGAGAGGAUAAGAUACUUUUGUUCAGACUGCAAUGUCCCCAUUUGUCGUGACUGCAGAGAUCUACACCAUGAUGGCCACAAACUUAUCUCCCUUGAAAAAGCUGCAGAAAUUGUAAAACCAAAACUUCAGACCAAAUCUCUUGGCAUACAGAGAAAACUUGCAACUGGUGAAAGAAAGUUAGCUAAAAUAGAUAAAACUUUGGCAAAACUACAAGAAAAUGAAAGCUGUGUUCAGCAGCAGAUAAAAGCUCGUGCAGCUCACCUACGUCAACUGAUAGAGCAACGAGAGAAGAGAUUACUACAGGAGCUUCAUCAAACCAUGAGCACUCACAGAAAUAAUUUGCAAAUUUCCCACAAGAACUGCAGUGCCAUUUGCUCCUCCAUCAAGACCACAACAGAUGUAGUAAAAAACAUCCUUCAGCAUGGUGCCCCCAUAGAUGCCCUCAUGUUACAACACCAACUUGGACAGAGACUAGAUGAGCUACAGUCCACUUCAGCUGUGGAAGAAAUGCCUGAUGAAGUAAAUCUCACAUUUUCCACCAACACAGAAGUGGACCAAGAGAUAUCCAGUGGGGCUGGUCUGGGGAAUGUGCAGGUAUCUAGACAACCAGCUUUGCCCAAGAUCAAACCAAAGGCUGAAUCUAAGCUGGAGUUUGACACUGGCAUUACACCAAUGGACAUUUCAGCAAGUCCAAACAGGGAGUAUGUUACUACACAUCUCAUAGAUAAUGAGGUCAAGCUUUUUAGUUCAGAUGGUACAUUUAAGAAGAAGAUCAACAGUGUCUCAGACACGCAGCUGAAAAGUCCAAUAGAGAUCUGUCACUUCCCUGAUGGAAGGAUGGUUCUAUCUGAUAAAGACAAUAACAAAGUGUUCAUAGUGUCACCACAGUGGAAAGUACAGCAAACUGUAGAUAUCAACAACCCAUGGGGUGUGGCUCUCAAUAACAACUGCACUAAGAUUGCUGUGGCACAGGGUAGAGUAAAGUCUGUGAGUGUGUUCAGUAUUGAUAUUAAAGGGAAAAUAACUUUAACUGAUGUGAUAAAGGACAAAGAUGGGAAACAGUUGUUCAAUGCGCCAUGUGAAAUGGCAUUUAUGAGCAAUGGGUGCCUUGUUGUCAGUGAUACAUCACCAAACAAACUUCACAUCCUAACCCCAUCUGGUGACCAACUUUAUCAGUACACAGGACCUGAUAAUCAGUUAGGUCGACCCUUUGGUGUUUGUGUUGACGAAUAUGACAACAUACUGGUUACAGAUCAUGAUAACUACUGCAUACACCUCGUAUCCCCAGAUGGGAAGUUCAUCCAGUAUAUAGCAACCAAAACUGAUGGACUAUAUGAACCAUGGGGAUGUACCAUCAACCAGGAUGGGGAUCUGGUCGUAACUCUACCGAAUGGGACUAAACUUGGUGGGAAAGCGAAAGUAUUCCAAUACUUGGAAAAUGACAUGCUUUAAAAUGCCCAGAAACUGAACAACCUGUGGUUUGGUUUUCUGGUGUAUUUUAUUUUCUAUAGCAGUGAUUUUAUGGCUGAAUUACAUUUCAUAAACCUAUUUAUAAUCAAUUCAUGCCAAAGUUUGGUGAUAAAAAAAUUUAACUAUUUUAUCCCCAAUGAGAAAAUACAGAAGGACAUUUUGUAAUGUAUGAAGUACAAGAAAAAGAAAUCUGUUAUAUAAAAACUAUUUUUUUUUUCAGCUUAAAAUGAUGAAAUACUCAGAAUAUGCAGAAGUGAAAAUGAUAGGUAUGACUGAUGAGUUAAGUUUGGUAGUAAAAAUUAAAUGCCUUGUUGGUGCAUAUUUUUUCUUUUCUUAUUAAUAAAUAUAAGCUAUAUAA